Molecule: messenger RNA, 7924 nt
Organism: Dendronephthya gigantea
Lineage: Eukaryota; Metazoa; Cnidaria; Anthozoa; Malacalcyonacea; Nephtheidae
Product: sacsin-like
Molecular function (GO): Hsp70 protein binding
Source: RefSeq, a predicted model, not a curated record
UAUCAACAAAAUGUAUUUAAAUGCAUUAACCUGCUUGGAACACUGAAUGCAUGGAACUGCCACAGAACGCUGUAUUCCUAUUUGAUUUUUAAAACUUGGGCUAAACUAAAGCUUAGACCAGCAAGAAUAUUAGGUUAUUGGGAGAAUGUGUCAUCAGUUUGUGCCAAUAUUCUGAUCGCUGUUGCCUAUAAAAAACUUUUAUUUUGACUGCUCGCAUACUAGAUGCAAGAGAUUGGUAAUGGAUGUGCAAUUUGAAGAAGAUCUUUUCGAACAAACAGGGCAGUAUGAACCAAUCACAACUCGAAUUCGAACUAUACUCCGUGAAUACAAAGACGGCGUCGGUAUUUUCAAAGAAUUGAUUCAAAAUGCAGAUGAUGCUGGAGCUACUAAAGUCAAGUUUUUGGUGGACUGGAGACAAGGAGGAACGAGAAGUCUUUUCUCCCCUGGCAUGGCUGAAUGUCAAGGACCAGCAUUGUGGGCCUACAACGAUGCUUUGUUCACUGACGAUGAUUUUGAAAAUAUCAACAAGCUUGCAGGAGAAACGAAAGUCGAGGAUAUUUCAAAGAUUGGUAGGUUUGGUCUUGGUUUCAACGCCGUCUACCACCUCACAGACGUUCCUAGUUUCAUCAGCCGAGAACAUUUGAUCGUCUUUGAUCCAAAUACUCACCAUUUACAACGACACAUUCAGAACAGAUCUCGUCCAGGAAUUCGUAUCAACCUUGUUGAGAAAUCAGACUCCUUAACACGUUACCACGAUCAGUUUCAGCUGUAUAAUGGUGUCUUUGGUUGCAACACAACGCAAACAGAAGACUUUUACUAUAACGGAACAUUAUUCCGUUUCCCUUUCCGCACGGCCGCCCAAGCAAGAACCAGUGAAAUCAUCAAAACCCCAUAUGAUCGAGACAAGAUUCAAGCUAUUGUUCGUAACCUCUGUGAAUGCGCCUCAAAUCUCUUGAUCUUUUGCCAACAUAUAAAGGAGGUACAAAUCUACGAACUAGAUGAAUCGAGUCAACCUGGCAAAAUACAGUUGGUGCUAUCCAUAAACAAAGAUAACAAACAAUCUGCUUGGGAGAUGGGGCAACUAGCAGUAAACAAAGUGCCGUUCAUUGUGGAGUGUUCAAAGUGGUGGGAACAACGCCGUGAGUCUCCAAGUCCCCCCGUUGAAUUUCCAUCUGAUUGCGAGCUUGUGAACAUUGAGAUUACACAGGAGCAAUCAGAAUUGAGUGGUUGUGGUCGUCGACACAGCAGUGAUCAUACGUGGCUUGUAGUGUCAGCCAGUGGGAAAAACGCUUCUCUUAAAAUCGCAAGUUCACCAGAAGGUCGGGCACGUGGUUUCUUGCCCUGUGGUGGAGCAGCAUUUGUUGUUCAGAGAUCUUGCGAGCAUGACUCCAACUCCGAUCUUUCUGGGGAACUGUUCUGUUUUCUUCCAUUGUCUAUUCCUACUGGGCUUCCUGUGCAUAUCAACGGCUAUUUUGCCAUCAUGUCUAAUCGCGUUGAAAUUUGGAAACGGUCGAUUUUGCCAACCCAACCAAUCGAGGUGGAAUGGAAUGAAGCACUUAUGAGAGAUGCGUUAGCCAGAGCUUACAUCAUGCUUCUUGAAAACAUGAAAGAUUGGAUCGGUAAGAUUAAGGAUUACAAAUUUCACAAGUCUUUGGUUCAGAAAAUUUACCAUAUAUUGUUGGACGCGCAAUCCAAGCUUUUUUUCUGCGACGGAAUGUGGAUGAGUAUCAACGAUGGCCUAAUAUUGAGCGAUGAUUUUACUGGAAUCAACGAUGAAGCAUUGGAGGUAUUACGAUUAAUGAGGAAAUCUGUUUUUAAUGUUCCCCCUCGUGUUUUACAGACCUUAAAAAAGUUUGAUCGAUGGCGUAUCCUGGAACGACACACUUUGACAUUCACCAUGUUCAUGGAAGCCUUUAUCCCCAAAAUUAAGACCUUCUCUGCCACCCUACGAGAUACCAUCGUUUGCUUUGGUUUGGAUCGAAUCAUGAACGAUAAAAAAUCCUUUCUUUCUUCAGGCACAAAGGAAAUUACUCUCUUUAAACAGAAUGCCUGUAUUUCAGUUUCACAAGAAGGAAAGAUCCUCUCGAAACCUUCGGAACUUAUCCAUCCGUUUGGUCCUGCAGCUGACUUGUUUUCCGUAGAGGAUCACCGUUUUCCUGUAGGAGAUGAACUUCGUGAAGGUACCAGAUUGCAUGUUUUGGAAAAACUUGGUAUGGUGAAAGACCUGGAUUGGGCCAGAAUCUACGAAAGAGCUCAAUCCGUCGCUAAAACUAGGGAUCCCAGACGAUGCCGAGAACUAAUCGCAUACAUUAACAAGCGAAUAGAACAACUGCCGAAACCAGUUAAAUAUCGCAGUGUGUUUCAUCAGGUUGAGUUUUUGCCAGUGUUGAAAAAACCCGCCGGUCAGUACCUUUUACCUUGGAAAGGAUCGUCAGUUUCGGCAUUUUCUUCCUCAAGCGAUGCUUUCUUACCAAAAGAUGCAAAGCUUGUCGGAUCUUCCUGUUUAAUCAUUGAUACAACAGACGAAAGUGGUUGUGGAAAGAUGAAUGCAAAAGUGAAACAUUUUUUUGGAUUUUCGAGCCGUCUGCCUGAAGACAAGUUUGUAAUUCAACAGUUGGACGAAGCGAAUAAAUUCUGGAGUCAGUUAAAUGAAGAGGAAAGACAAAAAGUGGGAAAGAGAUCUGCAAUUGAAUCCAUCUGCCUGAGCAUUUAUAAGUUUUUUAACACCAGAACUCUUAAGGGUGCUGCAAAUCUAAGUUUCUUGAGCGAACUACGUAAUCGAAAAUGGUUGUUUCUCCAGGGCAAGUUUGUAGAAAGCAAGAAAGUGGCUUACGCGUCUGGCGGAAACGGUGCUCCAUUUCUAUUCACCCUUCCAUCCAACUACUCAAAGGAAUGUCCAAAUCUUUUUGACGCGAUGAAAAUCAAACGCGCAUUUGAUGAUGGAGAUUACAUUUUUGCUCUUUCUGAAAUGGAAAGCAUGAAGCAUGGCGGUGCAUUGACUAUCGAUGAGUUACAAACUGCGAUUUUUUUUAUCACUGAAAUAAACGUCAAAAAUCCUGCCGUGAAAGAUUACAUAGGUAAGAUUCCACUCCCAGACACUGACAGCAUUUUGCGCCCGAGUAAAGAUGUUGUAGUAAACCUUAGCUUGUUGCUCGAGGAUUCUGGAAAUACCCUUAAAGUACACGAAAGGAUUCCACCACAAAGAGCACUUGCUCUUGGCGCAAAAUCUCUGAAAAAUGUUAUGUUGAAGAAGUAUUCACCUAUUGGCUACGGAGAGUCAUUCGGGCAACACGAAGAGUUAACUGACCGACUAAAAGGAAUUCUGGAUGGUUAUCCUGCAGAUGGAAUACUGAAGGAGCUUGUGCAAAACGCCGACGAUGCUCAAGCCUCGGAGAUACACUUCAUACACGAUACUCGACUUCUGAAAUGUCAAAAGGUCGUGGUUGAAGGAGAAAUGUCUGCGGAAGUGCAAGGACCAGCACUUUGUGUCUACAAUGACAGACCAUUUACAGACAAAGACCUGGAGGGAAUUAAGAAUCUUGGUAUUGGAAGCAAGCGAGAUACUCCAGGAAUGACAAAAUAUGGAAUUGGUUUCAAUUCGGUUUACCAUCUUACCGACUGUCCCAGCUUUUUAUCCAACGACGACACUCUUGUGUUUCUCGAUCCUCAUUCCCGAUAUUUUGAUGAUGAUGAUCGUGGCCAAAUAUUCAAAUCCAUGGAUGCUGAGUUUCGAGAUCUCAACUCCGAUACACUCAACGGAUAUCUUCCUGGUAAAUUUAAUUUAAAAGGCUCUACUAUGUUCCGUUUUCCAUUAAGAAGAAAAAAUAAUGAAUCUAAGAUAUCCAACGUGGCCCCUGACAUGAAAAAACUUUUGCUGAGCUUUCAAAAGGAAGCUCGUAAGUCAUUAUUGUUUCUCAAUAACAUUAAGAAGAUAACGUUAUCAAAGAUUGAUCUAAGUGAAAGACUGGAGGAAAUAUUUUGUGUAGAGUCCGUGAUCACUCCGGAGGAUGAAAUGAAGCGUCAAGAACUGGCACGCCAAGUUGGAGAUUUUAAGAACAUCCCAACCGCGAAAAUAGACUGGGAGGGAGUUAAUUACAGCAUUGUAAUUAAUGAAAACAAAAAGAAAGUUGAAAAAUGGUUAAUACAAAGGUGCGUUGGGUCAGUCGUUUCGACCUGUGCUCCUGAAAAUAGCAGAAAGAUCCCCGAUGGUCGUAAAUUUGGUCUUCUUCCACGAGGUGGCGUAGCUGCUCGUCUGUGGAUUCAUCCCUCGUUCGUCCAGAAACGACCAGAUCAAGAAUUUCGUGGCAUUGUAUACUGUUUCUUGCCUCUUCCACAGAAUUGUACUGAUCUUCCUGUUCACGUCAACGGUCAUUUUGCGUUGGAUAGCACAAGACGAGGACUUUGGACAGACACUGAUGGUAAAGGAGAAAAAUGUGAAUGGAACAACUUCAUGAAAGGCUCUGUAUUACCACGUGCCUACGCUGAUUUGAUCAUCGAAGCCCGCGAUCAUCUGUGCGAUGAUGACAACCAAUUCUCACGUUACCACGAGCUGUUCCCUAGAAUUUUGAGGGGUUCGCCUUGGGAAACCCUUACUAUUGAAUUGUAUCGUUAUCUUGGACAGACAAGAGCCAAUGUGCUGCCAUUGCUAGUUCUGGGCGAAUCAGGAAACGAAGCGACGAUAAAUUCUGGUGAAUUCCUAACGCGCCACACGUCGAUUACCGCCACUUCUAGCUUACACCAACCUGUACGUUUUUCCUGCGCUGAAUGGAUUUCUGCUGACCAGGCAUACUUCAGGCGUUCUAAUGCAAGGAAAGAUUUUUUGUAUCUUUUGAUCCGAAUUGGCCUGCCUGUGUUGAUCCACGCGCCUUAUCGAAUAUGCGAAAGCUUUCGUUCAGUUGAUGUUCCUUCGCAUGAGGUAAAUCCAAACAGCGUGAUUAGUUUUUUAAGAGGAUUUAAUUCGACAGGAUCUACUUGCAAGAUUGGAAAACUUCCGGAAAAGUUGCGAGCCACUGUCAUCGAGAGAGUUGCAGACUUGUUGGCGUUAAUAGAAUAUUGUUGCAGGAAUGAGAGUUUCAGCAAACAACUAGAAGGAUUACCUUUACUUUUAACACAAGAUGGCCACCUACGAAUGUUUGAAUCACGCCAACCUGUAUUUCAUUCUACAUUUGGCGACCUCUUUCCGACAAAGUCGCACUUGUUUAUUCAUUCUGAAAUUUGCCAUGAAAUUCCAUCAGAUUCCACCCUAUCGGAAGAAAAGAUUGUUCACCAUUUAACUGAAAAAGAUCUCGCAGAAUUACUACCACAGGUGUUCACAGAGAAAACCUUAUGUGCUAUCAAAAAUAAUCCACAGUGGAAACUCCCUGCCAAAGGAAUUUUAUCAGAACAGUGGUUUAGGCGAUUUUGGGAUUUCCUGCAAAAUUACACAAAUCCUGAGCCUGGGAAAGAUUCUGUCUCGUUAGAAUGCCUAUCAGAAUGGCCAAUUAUUCCAACAACGUGUGCAAAACUUGUGACAAUCAAGGAUGCGAAGUCUGUUUUGGACAUGACAGUUUUAGGCCACGAGUCCUCCCAACAAGAAAACGUUCGCACAUUUUUGAGUAAUCUGGAAUGUCCAGUACUAGACAAAGACAUCACGUUUCAGGAAAGAAAUUCCGCGUAUGCAAGAAAUGCUAGUGCUAUAACUGGUACUUAUGUCGCUCAUCCCCACAAUGUCAGGGAUGUCCUUGGCGUGCUCCAACACAUGUCGACGAAAAAACAGAUCGACAUUUCAAAAGUAUGCGAAGAUAGCAUUCUCGAAUUCCUUCGGUUUGUGCAAGAUAACUACAGAAGGUGGGGAGAAUGGGAGAAGUGCAAGGAAAUAACAAAGGAAUUACCGUUUCAUAAAGCAAUGGACGGACAGUUCAUUAGUUUGAUCGGUCCCUAUUCUUCCUAUGCCCUUGUUCCGUCUGGCGUCCCAACGCAACAGUUAAAUGAGCUGCAAAAUCGAGCUGAAUGUCUUUUCUUGAACUCAGACGCAUUAUUCACCCUGGAGAAACUUUACACCGAUCUUGGCGUCAGAGGUGGUCAAAACGUUACCCAGUUUUACGUGAAGUAUGUUUUCGAAAACUUCACCAUUUUUACGAGGGAAAGUCAAAUGAAGCAUUUGCAGUACAUCAAAGACAGCAUUUUCCCGUCACUUCCUCAAGGUGGAUCAAAUGAAAAAAGCGUGUUUCUAACGAGUUUUAAAAAAACUCCUUGUAUUCCUGACGAAAACGGCAAACUGCACGUUGCAGCUGACUUCUUCGACCCAUCUAACGAGCUGUUCAAAGUAAUGUUUGCAGACGAUCUCAAGAAAUUUCCUCCGCCACCGUUCGAUGAUUCAACUUGGUUACAAUUAUUGCGUGACAUUGGAUUGCAAGUUGAGGUCACACCCCAGUUGUUUCUCCGAUUUUGCGAGACGGUUUCCGAGAAAGGAAAGCGUUUAUCCACCAUUCAACAAAGCCGCGUACAAUCCAAAGAGCUAGUAAAGUGCCUAUUUUCGAGCAUUGCCUUCGAAGAUGAAAAAUUUCUCUACGAGGUAUCACAAAUCAAGUUCGUUGCCGCUGCGAAAGCGGAGGAGAAACUUACCUCAAUUCAUGAGCAGUAUCAGUGUCAACCUAACAACUAUACACCGUUUAUUGAAUUCCGUGAUGCAGUGCCGUGGAAUCUCAGAUUUACAUCAUGGUCGACUGUUCCUAUUCUCCCAGAGUGGGCACAUCUAAACGAUAUAGUCAAACUAAAAAAACUAGGGGUUGCCUGCUCCGGACCGCAAUAUAACAAAGUAAUCGAUCAUCUGCAAAACAUCGUCAGUUCAUCUUCUAUAGAGUCUGUUGAUGGUGAUCUGUUGAAAGAAAUUACAAAGUUUAUUUAUCAGUUUUUGUCUAAUGCCACGCAAUGCGGCGGUGGCAAUCCUGAUGACAAAUGCAGUUAUAUUUGCGUGGAUAUUGGUACUCGACUAAAAGAUAGCUCAUGCAUAUAUCUGCCGGAGGAUAAAACGUUUGUAAGAGCAAAACACCUUGUGGUCAAAGCACCUCAUAAAUUCCCUUUUCAACCAUUUCUCUAUCCUGUCCCUGGCGAUUUUGGAGAAUUACAACAUUUUCUCAAAAGGCUUGGCGCAACCGAAAGACCAAUACCGUUGCAGAUUGCAUACUUUUUGAAAUCCAUUCACGAACAGAUCGGAGAAGAGAUGCUAUCGUGUGAAGACGAGAAAAAAGUCAAGUAUGCGAUGCGUAUAAUAUUUCAUUUGCUACACAAAGGCGGAAGUGCCUUAGGAAUCGAUGAACUGUAUUUACCAAGUCAAGGUAAACUACUGGUCAAAUCCAGCGAGAUGGUUUGCAAUGUUUCACCACGUUUUGCCGAGGUGAUCAAGAAACUUCGACGUCCAAUUCUUGUGCGAUUUGAGGAGUGUGGCUUGAAGAAAGCGGCUGAUGGUUAUAUUGAUGCUCUACCGGAGAGUUUAACUCCCCUGAAGUUCGACGAGAUACUGCGAGAAGAAGUCGCGCCUGACUGCAAACGUUCUAUCUGUCCCGAGGCUCAUGAUGGUUCUGUAUGCAAAUUUCAAGAACAAUUUCAGAAUUUGUUGAAAUCGGACGAAUUCCAAGCGGGGAUAAAACGACUUCUAAUGCACGAUCGAAAGAAUCCUCAAGAGUAUGAGAAAAAGAUUAAGAAAUUACGGGCAGACGUUAGGACAAAGUGCGCAGGAUUCGAAACUAUAAAAAUCCAUAUCAUCCAUCGUGAUUCAAAUGAAGUCUUGGACAGCUUGGAGGAUAUUUGCUAUGCAGUACAGGAAAAAGACGCAUGGACAUUGUAUAUGCAACACGAAUUUAAAGAUGACAGAAGAUUGCUUUCAGCUGCUUCUUGUGUCAACAAGAUUCUAGGAGAUUGUAUAAAAAGGAGAUGGGUAUUAUAG